Messenger RNA from Anopheles maculipalpis, 782 nucleotides. RefSeq names its product charged multivesicular body protein 2a (gene Vps2). The record is from RefSeq and is a predicted model, not a curated record. Gene Ontology annotation, biological process: late endosome to vacuole transport; endosome transport via multivesicular body sorting pathway; protein transport. The transcript is spliced from 2 exons. Gene Ontology annotation, cellular component: multivesicular body; ESCRT III complex. Lineage: Eukaryota; Metazoa; Arthropoda; Insecta; Diptera; Culicidae. The coding region runs from base 22 to 723 and encodes 233 amino acids.
CAGGAAAUACCAGCAACAACGAUGGAGUGGCUAUUCGGGAAGCGUAUGACGCCGGACGAGAUGAUGCGAAAGAACCAGCGAGCGCUUAACAAAGCGAUGCGAGAUCUGGACCGGGAAAAGAUGAAAAUGGAACAGCAGGAGAAGAAAAUCAUUGCCGACAUCAAGAAGCUGGCGAAGGAAAACCAGAUGGAUGCGGUGAAAAUUAUGGCCAAGGAUCUCGUUCGCACCCGCCGCUACGUGCGAAAGUUUAUGCUAAUGAAAGCCAACAUACAGGCCGUGUCGCUGAAGAUACAGACGCUCAAAUCACAGAACGCGAUGGGCGAAGCAAUGAAGGGUGUCACGAAGGCGAUGACGAACAUGAACCGCCAGCUAAACCUGCCACAGAUACAGAAGAUACUGCACGAGUUCGAGAAGCAGUCGGAAAUUAUGGACAUGAAGGAGGAGAUGAUCAAUGACGCGAUGGACGACGCGAUGGAGGACGAGGGCGAUGAGGAGGAAACGGACGCAAUUGUGUCGCAGGUGUUGGAUGAGUUGGGCCUGCAGCUAACCGAUCAGCUGUCCGGAUUGCCACAGGCUUCCGGUUCAUUGGCAGUGUCCGGCACGAAAACUCCUCAGGCAGCAGCAGUCGGAGCGGCUGGUGGUUCUGGUGGUGGAGCUGGCUCUCCGGUGUCGGACGCGGAUGCCGAUCUACAAGCACGACUGGACAAUCUCAGACGAGAGUAACGAAGAACGUACGUCCCUGUAUCCGAGGUACGUUUGUUAUGUUUUGCCGGACUGUGUUC